This is a messenger RNA of Capsicum annuum, 424 nucleotides long. RefSeq names its product 30S ribosomal protein 3, chloroplastic-like. Gene Ontology annotation, biological process: translation. Lineage: Eukaryota; Viridiplantae; Streptophyta; Magnoliopsida; Solanales; Solanaceae. Gene Ontology annotation, cellular component: ribosome. Gene Ontology annotation, molecular function: structural constituent of ribosome. The record is from RefSeq and is a predicted model, not a curated record.
AGAAGCUCGGAGUGGUGGUUAAGCCACUGGAGAAACCUAGGCUAGUGCUGAAGUUUAUUUGGAUGGAGAAGAACAUCGGAAUUUCACUGGACCAGGUAAUUCCUGGUCAUGGUACGAUUCCGUUGAGCCCCUAUUAUUUUUGGCCUAGAAAAGAUGCUUGGGAGGAGCUUAAAGUCAUGCUGGAGAGUAAAGCCUGGAUAUCCGAGAAACAGACGGUUAUUCUUCUUAAUCAGGCCACCGAUAUCAUCAAUUUGUGGCAACAAAGUGGCGGUGAUUUAGCCUAAACCUUCGCAGAACAAGAUCUAUUGUUUUGUGCACUGUCUGACAUUAUUUUUUUUGCUAUUAUACCUAUUAUGUGGCACAUGUUGUUGUAACUUUUUUCACUCGAAAGGUCAAAUAAACUUAUUCAAUUUGUUUGUUUUGA